Molecule: messenger RNA, 2415 nt
Organism: Trichomonas vaginalis G3
Lineage: Eukaryota; Parabasalia; Trichomonadida; Trichomonadidae
Product: ATPase activity, coupled to transmembrane movement of substances
Exons: 1
Coding region: 1-2415 (804 amino acids)
Biological process (GO): transmembrane transport; lipid transport
Cellular component (GO): intracellular membrane-bounded organelle; membrane
Molecular function (GO): ABC-type transporter activity; lipid carrier activity; ATP hydrolysis activity
Source: RefSeq, a predicted model, not a curated record
AUGACAUCUUUCUUAAGCCAACUGAAAGGAGUCAUUUAUAGAAAGCUGAUUCUUCAAUGGAAAGGUAUAUUAGGUACAUUAAUUAUUGACUUCAUUGCGAUUAUUUUGAUGAUAGCUCCAGGUUUAAUUUCGUAUUCUCCUGCUCCAGGAGAAAAUGAUUAUUCAGAAAUCAUUUACGGGCCAACAUUUGGUAGUGUAGAAUACCAAAAUAAUCUUUCAAUUACGAGAAUAAAAGAUUCUGGAUGUGAUGGCGGAUAUUGUUUACCAGAAUUGGGAAAUGUCAUCAAAACAAUGAUAAAAACAGAACUAGAUAUUGAUGCUAAGAUAAACGACUUUGAUUCUUUCGAAGAAUUGGACCGAUAUCAAAAAGAAAUAUCAAAAGAUAGGCAACAAUCAAUAAACAAUCUAUUUGCUUACAAAAUUGUUAACAAUUCAUGGUAUAAUAAAGAAGGAGAUGAUCGUAGUGCCAAUAUUACUUGCGUUCUGUUUUAUAACUCAUCUAAUUUUUAUGAAAUUAUUCCGAUUUUUAGACGUGCAAUUUAUAAAAUGAUUUACAGCGAUGUUAAAAAUUCAGAUAUACACUAUCAAAUUACUGUUAAAAAUGAACUGAAGAAAGAUGCAAGUGGAAUUAACCCAUUAAAUAUAAUUAUGUAUUUCCUACUCAUUCCUAUAGGUAUUGCAUUAUUUACAUCAUUUAGUUUUGGUCAAAUUAUUGAAGAUUUACACACACAAAUACGCAAUUUUAUGAUAUCAUGCGGUUUAAAUAGGUUUGUGUAUUGGCUGGGAAAUAUAAUUAUUGAUUCUGUACAUAUGAUCAUAGUUGUUGUUAUCGUCCAUAUAAUUUAUCACAUCCUGAAUGAUCAUGUAUACAUGGCAAUUAAGAAUUAUUUGUUUUAUUCAAUUUUCAUUACUAUGCUCUCGUCUAUCUUUUUCAUGUAUUUCAUGGGAUUCAUUCUUCCAAAUAGGAAUAGUGGUGCUACAAUAAUUUUAAUUUUUCAUUUGAUUAUUGUGAUUGCAGCCUUCAGCAGUGGUUUGUUAUUGAAGGCUAAAUUAGGAAUUAAUACUGUGAGAUUUAUCAGAUGCAUAUUUUGCAUAAUUCCAGUUAAUAAUUUAGUUAAUUGUUUUUAUGCCCCUUUGGAACCUUUUAUAACUUUUGGUUCUCAACCAAGUUCAAUUACUUUAUUCACUGAUUCUUAUGAUAAGAUUCCUUUGAUUGUUGCAUUUGUUAGUGCAUUAUUGUUUAUUAUAAUAAUUUGGAUAGUUGAAAAACAAUCACAGAAUGCAAAGAAGAAAUUCUCAAAAUUCGGAUGGUCUGGACAUGAAAGAGAAUUUAAGGAAUUCAAAGAUAAACAAAAGAUUACAAAGGAAGCAAUAGAUAUGGAACAGAGUGUUCAUAAUUCAUCAGAGGAAUAUGCAAUUAAAAUCAAAGAUGUUUCGAAAUUCUAUUCAGGACCAAAUGGCAAAAACAUUUAUGCAGUCAAUCAGGUCUCACUCGGAAUCAAGAAAGGAUCUCUCUUCGGUUUCUUGGGAUCGAAUGGUGCAGGAAAGACAACACUUAUGAGGAUCAUACUUCGUGAUGAAGCACUUUCAAAUGGAAGUGUCGAAAUUGAAGGUGAUGACAUCGAGAAGUCAUUCGAUCCAAAGAAGAUCUCUCGUUGUCCUCAGUUCGAUGACCACCUCACAGGAAACUUGACAGGAAGACAGAACCUCAAGUUCUUCUGCUACUUGUACAACAAGAGUCGAAGUGAGACAAAAGAAAUCAUCGAUAAGAUGGUUGAUACACUUGACCUUAGUGAACACAUCGACAAGAAAGUCGACAACAUGUCCGGUGGCAACCGAAGGAAGUGUGCUGUCGCGAUCACAUUCAUCUCAGAUGCGAACAUAAUACUCCUCGACGAACCAACUUCUUCACUCGACCCUAUCGCGAGACACAAGGUUCACAACUUGAUCAACGAAUACAGAGGCGAGAAGACAUUCAUGUUAUGCACACACCUCCUCGAUGAAGCAGAAAACCUUUGUGAUAACAUAUCAAUCAUGCUUAAUGGAUGUGUUUUCACCAUUGGCACACCACAAUACCUGUCCAACAGAUUUGGUACUGAAUGGAAAGUUGAUAUUCUAUUAGAAGAUGAUCUUCAGGAAACUCAGGAAAAAAUUACGAACUUUUUCAUAACGGAAAUUCCAUCUGCUGUUCCAUCAAUCGUUCGUCCAAGUAGUAGAAUUUAUACAAUUCCCAAGAAAGAUAUUGAAAUUAAUAAACUUUUUAAGAUCAUGGAGAAAAGCCAAAUUGAUAACAUUGGUAUAAAGUUUUAUACCUGCUCGUGUUCUACACUUGAAAAAGUCUUCCUUGAAAUUGUAAUGCUAAGUGAAUCCAAAGAUCAAAGUAAUGCGAAUGAUGAGAAUGUUAAUAAAAGUUGA